CUAUGGUUAUAUGUAGUAAUAUAGGACAACUAGCCGGUAAGAAUUCGGAUUGGGCACGUUGUACGCAUAUGGCGGAGACAUGGGAUGUAAAUGUCAAAAGGAAGAUUGAGUUUGGAAGUUUGCGGGAAGAAAAAGGAAUACGCAGUACGUGACACUUCGCUUGAUAGCACCUACCUACUUAAAAGUAAAGUUAGCAUACAACAGAUCGAGGGAAAUCGGGAAGGCAAGUCUCAACUACACCUUGCAUGCCUUCUUGCGUGCUCCUUCCCACAUCAAGUUGAAGAAAGUAUAUACCACGUGACUGGGCGACUGGCUCCCUUUAUUAUGAGUUACACAACUUUGGAAUCUUCAGAUUCGGAUCAAAAACCACCAAAGUUAAGGAAGGAAUUUGUAUAUGAUACACACAAGACCUAUUGUUUUCCCCUUUUCCUGGUCCUCUUAUUUUCCUCGCUCCUUAUUUUCGUAUCCAGCCGAGGUCCCGAUCGCGUUUCUCCCAAACUCGUCAUCAUCGUUCUGACAAUUUGCAAUCGUAUUGCUCAUAUGUAGGAUAGUAGAAUAUCCUUUGCAAUGCUCGAAGAAGUCUCACGCCGGUUCGCCUCAUAAUCCGAGGGGUCACCACUAUGACGUAUCAUCCGAUUACACUCCGUCGCCUCAGUCGUCCCGGUUCUUCCCCCGCGACGAUGGUACACGACUGUGAUGUCGUAAAGGAGAUGCCGGACGAGAGGUUGAUAGACCCAUGGCCUU
This is a messenger RNA of Hypoxylon trugodes, 744 nucleotides long. RefSeq lists its product as uncharacterized. The transcript has 2 exons. The record is from RefSeq and is a predicted model, not a curated record. Bases 91 to 546 code for a protein of 151 amino acids. Lineage: Eukaryota; Fungi; Ascomycota; Sordariomycetes; Xylariales; Hypoxylaceae.